Molecule: messenger RNA, 1141 nt
Organism: Loxodonta africana (African savanna elephant)
Lineage: Eukaryota; Metazoa; Chordata; Mammalia; Proboscidea; Elephantidae
Gene: TIMM23
Product: translocase of inner mitochondrial membrane 23
Exons: 7
Coding region: 247-762 (171 amino acids)
Biological process (GO): protein import into mitochondrial matrix
Cellular component (GO): mitochondrial inner membrane; TIM23 mitochondrial import inner membrane translocase complex
Molecular function (GO): transmembrane protein transporter activity
Source: RefSeq, a predicted model, not a curated record
AAAAGCCUCAAUCCCGUGGUGGGGUCAGGGUGUCAGCACAGCAGCUAUUUCAAGACCGAACGAGCUUUGAGGGCCGUGAAUUCACGAGGUGUGCUUUCUGAGGUUGACCUGGACUCACGAGAUGCAGCCUGAAUUCUUCCAUUUAUAUCCAAGCAUCGUACCUUUUUCCUCACACACAUUCCUUGUGUGUGGGGCCGUGUACUUGGCCCUGUAUUAAAAGCAGGGUCCGGCUCUGCAGUAACUGGUAUGAACCCUCUUUCUCCUUAUUUAAAUGUGGACCCUCGAUAUCUUGUGCAGGAUACAGAUGAAUUUAUUUUACCGACUGGAGCUAAUACAACCCGGGGCAGAUUCGAACUGGCCUUCUUUACCAUUGGAGGGUGCUGCAUGACAGGGGCUGCAUUUGGGGCGAUGAAUGGUCUACGGCUAGGAUUGAAGGAAACUCAAAACAUGGCCUGGUCUAAACCAAGACACGUACAGAUUUUGAAUAUGGUGACCAGGCAAGGGGCACUUUGGGCUAAUACUCUAGGUUCUCUGGCUUUGCUCUAUAGUGCGUUUGGUGUCGUCAUUGAGAAAACGCGAGGUGCAGAAGACGACCUGAACACGAUAGGCGCGGGCACCAUGACAGGCAUGUUGUAUAAGUGUACAGGUGGUCUUCGGGGGGUAGCACGUGGUGGCCUAGCAGGACUAACACUGACCAGCCUCUACGCACUAUAUAACAACUGGGAGCACAUGAAAGGCUCCUGGAUCCAACAGUCACUCUGAAGACUUUGCCAACAUGUGGAUGGAGGACACUUAGUAGUCAGCCAAACCAAUUUAUAAGUCUGGAGGUGGUCUCUCUUCUACCUGCAGUUAGUUUAAAAAGUUGGAGAUUGUUUUUGCUGUGAUGAAGAUCACUGAUGGUUACCAGGACUGGCAGUCUAGCCAUUUGUGAGUUGGAGCCAAACUUCUUUGAAGGCUCCCUGAGUAAUAUGGUUCUCUUCUCCUUUGGAGACCUUGCACACAUUUCUCCUUGAACUGGAAAACCACUUACUCCCAGAAUCCAGGUCAUGUUUAUCAGCAAGUUUGAUUCAGUGAUCCUAAUGUUAUCCUGUAUUCCCAAUAAAGGGUGAAAACAGAACCGGAGUCAUAACUCCAACAUAAA